This is a messenger RNA of Xyrichtys novacula (pearly razorfish), 4679 nucleotides long. The record is from the annotation of a GenBank genome assembly. Lineage: Eukaryota; Metazoa; Chordata; Actinopteri; Labriformes; Labridae.
AUGGGGAAGCUUCGUAAUGAAGUCACAAUGAAACACUCCAACUUCCCCCUCUUUUCUCCCUCUGCUCAUCCUUCCCUCUGUCUGCACUGCCAGAGCAGGGUUGCAGUCAUGCAUGUGGACACCGUCUUUCUUAUGUGUCUUCUGGUUCUAGGUGAGUAAUUUGACAUUUAAUGAUUAUUGGAAAUAAAUUUGCUUCUGAUUUAUGUAUAAACUGCAAGAUAAUUCUAUAGUAGCUAUAAUAAUUUACUUUAUAAUACAAUGACUCGUUAUACCUCGUAUCUUUACUGUAUUAAAAGAUCGAUUGUACUUUGCUUUUCAUUGCAGCUCAUAAUUUUUCAUAUAUUUUCUCCUUUAAAGUGAGUGAAAAUCUUAAAGUACACGUGCAACUGUUUAAAGCAAGAUAGUUUUGUCAUAUUAUGAGUUAAGUGAAGUGUAACAGAUGCAGUCUGCUCUCUUCCUCAUUCCAAAUAUAAACCUGUUGUGAAACCCUUUUAGGUCAUACUAUGUAUUUGCAGACGGUGCAAAGAAAUUUAACAGUUUCAUGCAAAUUUUAGCUGAUAUAAAUUUUUUCACGAUGAUAUUUGAAGUUUCAAAAAGCUGCACGGUUGUUCAAUAAAACCUCCAUAAGAGAAUGAAAGAGCUCUGUAGUUUGCAAGAGAAAGACACUAUCUUAAAUGUCGUGCGUUUGGCCGAGUGUCUAUGAAUGAAUACAGGUCAAGUUGAAGUUGCUGGAUCACUUGAUAAUUAGCUUUACAGUGUAGAGAUUGAUUUUUUUUACUCUCAACCACAGCUGCAGCCUCAUGGAGGACGGUCCAGGCUGUCUCUCCUGUGCCCUCAGUCCCAGACCGUGUCCAAGCACAGGCAGGCUCCUGUGUGGUGAUUCCCUGCUCUUUCACCCCUCCAGCUCCUCACCCCUUCAGGGGGAGAAGGGAGAGAGUGGACGUCCGGCUAAGGUUCAGAGGUGGCGGUCACUACUUUUCUCUCCGCAGCACCGCUUAUAACAGUGAGGACAGAGACCAAGUGAGCAGGGAUUUUCAAGGCCGGUCGUCCCUCUUCGGGAGGAUCGCAGAUGGAGACUGCUCAGUAAAGAUUGAAAGAAUCAGCCAGGAUGAUUCGCGGGCGUUUGAAAUCUCUCUGAAGAGAGGGGAUGAAUUACUCUGGGGGAAGCCAAAGAGCUUCAAUCUGGUUGUUGCAGGUAAGUGAAGGAGUCACUACACUGUCUUUUGUCUGUCCUGUGAAAGCAGCUCUUCUGUUAGACUUUACACCGCUGGAUUAUCAACAACACUACUUACAGGAGGGUUGAGACACUGUGUAAAAUGAGGAUAAAUUUUACAAAAUAAUGCAAAGACAACAAGUAAGGCAGUAAAACUGAAAAGGGUUACAGUUCUGGGAAGAAUAUACUCGGUUUGUUUUUUAAGUCAACACAUUUCAGAGAGGUUCAAACGGGGAUGAUGAAAAAUGAUUUAAAAAAAAAAAAUGAAACAAUGCCAAACUCCAUCUUGCACAUGUUGCAAGAGCGUGGCUCUGUAGUAGAAGAUUCCUGAUGCCAAACUGGCCUACCUACAGUCCCGACUUGUCAUCUGUUGGAAUAUCUUUUAGUGCAUCACGGCACAAAGAAGAAAUUCAAAUAAAAAGUGAUCAUGUUUUCUUCAUAAAACAGUAUGUUCUUUAUUUUCAACAGCACUCUGGAAAUUCUGUUUUCUGUGUAAACACAGUCGAGGAUCUCGAUCAUAACUGAUUGAAUAUAAAAGUCAGAAAGCCAAGGUUUAAGUUCUUAUCGGUCACUUUGAUGCAUAUUGAUCUGCACAUGAGUUGUGCGUGUACCUUUUACUUCAUUCAGGUCACCGCCAGGUAAAAGAAAGCAAAAAUAAGUUAGUUAUAACAGUAAACAGGACUUUUUUUCAGCUCUGUCCCAAUAAAACUUAAACAAAGGAAAUAUAAAAUAGUCAUACAAUGAUCAAUUGUGGUAAAAAUAACAGGAUUAGGAAUGUAAAACUAUUCUUGUUUAUAAAUGACCUUAAAUCCAUAUAGUGAAUAUAGUGAUCAGAUACACCCCUGAGCUCCUGUCGAUGUGGUGUUCGUCUUUAGAAAUCCACACAGUUUUAUUAGAAGUCAGUAAAGAUGCAGGUUUUCUUCACUGACAGAGACUCCUGAGGCUCCGGUCAUCAGCGGCGUGUUAUCAGCCACAGAGGGACAGAGGGUCACCCUGAACUGUUCCAUCGGCUACCACUGCCCCUCCAGACCUCCUGUGCUGCAGUGGAGGUGGGAGAGAGGAGCUCAGCUGAACAGCACUGAUCCUGGGGAGGUACAGAUGCACUACCUGCACCCAGAGCCCGACAGGCUGGUGUUGCUGGCCUCUCUGUCCCUCACGGUGUCCCACCAGGUGAAACCAAAGCUCAGAUGUGAGGUCAGCUAUCCUGGAGCACAAACACUGGCUACUUCAAGGGAACUCCAUGUGACAUGUGAGCAUUGCUUUGACUUGUAUAUUUGUGUAUUUUGGUGCAGUCUGACCCUAAAGUCUUAUUCUGUUUUCUCUACAGUCUCUCCAAAAGAUGUCGUGAUUCAGGUCCAGACUCUGAUGGUUCAUGAGGGGGGCAGCGCUUUGUUGGUCUGCUCGUGCAAAGCUGACCCUCCCGCCUCAGAGUACCGCUGGUCCUACACCCAACAUGGCCUCACAGUGCACCUCCAUCAGCGUACACACACAGUACGGGUGUUCAAUGUGACCCGGGACAUGAAAAUCCGUUGCUCUGCAAAGAACCUGAUCGGUCGAGGAGAUUCUCGGCCCACGGCUCUAAACAUACAAUGUAAUAACCCAACUUCCUGAAGGCCAUGCACAUGUCUGACAACAAAGUGUUAUUUAGAUGAUGAGAAACAAACACCAGGCUGAAAAGUGAGAAAUCAGAUGGAGUAGAAAUGGAAUAUAAAAUCUUCUCUCUCCUUUUUCUUCUGCAGAUAAACCAGUCAUCCUCCGGCUCAUCUCCACUUGUGUUGUUGAGGACUUGGAGGUGGUGUGUAGUUGUUCAGUCGACUCCAACCCAAAAGCUGCCAUCACCUGGAGUGUGAACGGAACCGUCCCUCCUCAGGAUUAUAACGUGUCAGUGACACUGGAGGCUGAGGUGCUAACAGCUACACUGAGGGGGCGCAUGGACAGACCUCAGGCAGUGAUCUGCUUCGCUUUCAACGCACUAGGGAAUGACUCGCUGAUGCUGCUGCAGGGAGGACAAGGUGUGUAAAAAUCAGCAACCUCCUUUGAAACAUCAGUGCAGAAAAAAAGCAGAAAAUAAUGAGUUUAAGGAGGGAUGAGGUCCAUUUUUAGAAUCUGCUAACAAUGCACUGCUUUGUACAUAAAUACAUGAUUGAGGUCAGGUUUGAGCGACUAGUUGAACCAAAAACUCUUCUUUCUAUACAUAGCAAGCAGACAUAGCAAUCAUUCACUGUUUUACACUUAAAGCUGAUCAAUCUGUGCUCUUUUUGUCCACAUACAGAAACCAUUCCUUUUUUGUUGUUGGUGGUGAUUCCUGCUGUGGCCGUCUGUCUUGCCGUAAUUCUCCUGUCUCUGUGUCUGUGCUGCUGCAGGAGGAGAGCGGGAAAGUAAGUGCUUCAAAUCAGCGUCUCAAAAGUCGACUAAAACUUGGCACACUUGCUCAUUAUGAUGUUUUAUGAACCUGCUUUAUUCUUCUCAGACGGGUCCUGAGUAGACGCCCAGCAGUGUACCCUGGAGGGAUUUAUCAAGACCGGAUGCCCCUCUAUAUUAACUGCACAGAAGUUACUCAUAUCUACACCAAUGGAAGCUACCAGCUUGUAUACCAGAAUUGCACACCUCUCUUUGUCCAUACAAAACAGGUAUUUCAUGACGUUGAUGUUUGAGUGUGGGGCAUCACAUGGAAAAAGAAUUAGAAGCUGAAAUUAUUCUUUUUUUCUCAGAUGCGUCCAAUCGCCAGGAGAGGUGGAGAGAGAAGAAGAGGGGGAGAAGGUGGAGGAAUAGAAAGACGAGCAGGUUUGGGAGUCAGAGAUACAAGAGAGGUUCAGGGUGCAGCUGCGGCUGAUGCAGAGACGGCCAUCUACUUGGAGAUCCUCUGAGCGUCGAUGUAACUUCCAGUUAUUGUAAAUAUUCCUCAUCUGUGUAUAUAUGCUUUCACAACCACACACCGUGGGAAUGGGAGGUGGUGCUCUGUCUCAUUCAUCAUCUCCAUGUUGAGGUGUUUCUUUCUGUUCCUUGGUAGUGUUGUCCUGUGAUCUACCUUUGUGCUCUCUAUUUGAUCAGCAGUAUUUAAAAGAUGAAUAAUGACUAUUUUGUCACGUUGCACGCACAAGCAUCGGCAUAAGAGAAGUCUUACCUGUCAGCCUCAGCUAUGCAUUUGUAACUAUACCUGUAUCUCGUGUGACACAAUCAAAUCCUUUAACUGUGAGUUGUAAUGCAGUUUGCCAUGUUCAUGCCAUGUACAAGGAAGGAAGUGUGUCACAUAUGUGUAACUGACUUGUCAUAUCAGACAUGACAUUGACAAACAGGAAGCAUCCAAGUAAGAAUUACAGGACUGUGCAACUCCAUCCAAAUGUUUGUUCUCCAUUCAGAGGGCCACAAGCUUAUUUUAAAACACCAACUCAGAAUGAUCAAUUUUUUUUAAAUUUUAAUAAGGAAAUAAAUGAAAUUCUACCCACAGUCCUGUCCUUCUAAAAAA